AUGUAUUUAUCAAACUCCAACUCUUAUUUAACAUUUAUUUAUCAAAAUGAUAAACCAGAAUUAAGAUCUCAUAUAAAUUUUUGUGAAAAUGCGGAAUUUUUGUGCCUAUUUUAUAAAAUCAAAGCUCCUUUUAUACAAGAAUCAGGAUGUAAGACAAUUGGUGAAAAAAUUCUUUAUGAACCAACUAUUGAUGGAUUAAAAAUUUUAUUGACUGGAAAAGAAGAUGAUUGUGUGAAAAAUAAUCGUCAGAGAAAUUUGACAGUCAAUUUAGUUUGUGGUACUAGAUAUAAUUCAACUUUAUUUAAAAAACAAAUUGAAGAUAAUAAAAUUAAGGAAAUUGCCACAUGUAUUUAUAGUGUUACCUAUUUAACCAAUACAGUAUGUGUACCUUGUCCACCAGGGUGUGGAGAUAUAAAUUCACAUGGUAUAUGUGAUAUAAAUGAUCAAAAGGGAUGUGUUUGUGAUUCAUAUACAAAUGGAGAAAUAUGUGACAAUUCACGAAUUGAAAUUACCAAUAAAUUAGAAGUAAAAGCAGAUGGAGGAAAUGUAACUUUUAAAGGUUAUUUUGGCGAUAAUUCUAGUUCAACUUCAAUUUCAAUAGAAGAAUUAAAUUGUAACCCAAUAUUUUAUAUUAGUGAGAAUGAAUUAAUUUGUACAACUGGUAAGAAUCAAGGAACGAAGGAUGUUAUAUUAAGAAUUGGUGAUUUAGGACCAGUUCAUGCCAAGAUAUUCUUCAAUGGUUGUAUAGCAAAUUGUUCUACAAAUGGUGAAUGUCAAUUCGAUCAGGAGUAUACAUGUAAUUGUAAUUCAUUGACUAGUGGUAACCAUUGUCAGACUUAUCAUUUGAGUUUAAAUUCAAUUGUUCCUUUAAAUAUUAGUGGUGGUUUAACAACACUUUAUGGUAAUUUUGGUUCACCAAAUGAUAAUUUCCCAUUUACAGUUUAUAUUGGUGACUAUCAACAAUGCAUAAAUAUAACUCAUAUUAAUGAAACGACCAUAACUUGUUAUGUUGGACCAGGUACUGGUAUUCACAAUACUAUAAUUUCAAUUGGUAAAUCUAAUUCUUCGACAGUUGAAUUUAAAUAUAUUGAGUGUUCUUUAAAUUGUUCAAAUCAUGGUUUAUGCAUAGUUGUUGAAGAAGAUGGCACUGGUUUCUGUAAUUGUGAUUCACAAACAAUAGGUAAUAGUUGUGAAAUAUCAAAAUUGUAUAUUAGUUCAAUUGAUUCAACUUCAAUCGAAGGUGGAAAUGUAACGAUUUAUGGUUAUUUUGGUAUUUUAACUUCAAAUAUUACCAUUUUGAUUGGUGAUUUGCAUUGUACUGAUAUUAAUCAGUUCAAUAAUUCAACUAUAAAUUGUAUUAUUGGAAAAGGUAGUGGUAUUAAAGAUGUUGAAAUUUUUGAUAAUGAUUUAAUAGCUAUGGGUAAGAAAAUUUUUAAAUAUAUCCAACCAUCUUUCAAUUGUUCAACAAAUUGUUAUUUAAAUGGUAAGUGUAAUACAACAAAUGGAGCUUGUAUUUGUGAUGAAGGAUUCACUGGUAUCGAUUGUUCUUCAAAAGGUUUAUCACCAUCAACUCCUAAUGUAAAUCUUACAACUGGUGAAUCAUCAAUUAUAAAUGAAAAAUCACAAUAUUUCAUUAGUAUUUUUUCAUUAGUUGAAAUAAAUUAUAAUGGUACAAUUGUUAAAGAAUUCCUUCUUGAAAAUAGUUGGAAUUAA
Messenger RNA from Dictyostelium discoideum AX4, 1713 nucleotides. RefSeq lists its product as hypothetical. Bases 1 to 1713 code for a protein of 570 amino acids. The record is from RefSeq and is a predicted model, not a curated record. The transcript is spliced from 2 exons. Lineage: Eukaryota; Evosea; Eumycetozoa; Dictyosteliales; Dictyosteliaceae.